Molecule: messenger RNA, 3032 nt
Organism: Plodia interpunctella (Indianmeal moth)
Lineage: Eukaryota; Metazoa; Arthropoda; Insecta; Lepidoptera; Pyralidae
Gene: mdy
Product: midway
Exons: 11
Coding region: 280-1752 (490 amino acids)
Biological process (GO): triglyceride biosynthetic process
Cellular component (GO): endoplasmic reticulum membrane
Molecular function (GO): diacylglycerol O-acyltransferase activity
Source: RefSeq, a predicted model, not a curated record
AUGUAAUGUCAGUGUCACAGAGUACUUUACUAUCAAUAUUUGUUUUUAUCGUCGGGGCAGGCAGCAUGACAUUUUCCAUUAUUUCUUUCUUUUUCACUACGUAGGUAGGUAGUCGUCAGGUCAGGUUGUUUAUAUUCAUUUCAUUGUAGGUAGGUAAAUGAUUUUUUUAGAAACUUUAGAAUAUUUUCUAGUUUAGUUUCUACUCUAUUGAUUUUACAUUCUGUGUGUGCUUAAACAACGGGCUAAACCUAUCCUAUAAACAUAAAAAUUUGGUGAAUCAUGACCUCCGACGCUGAAGAUAAUUCAUUACGAUUUCGUAGAGCUCAAAGUGUUACAAGAGCAGAAGAAAUAACCGAGCAGGAGAAAAGAGUCAGAAAACUACAAUUAGACAAACCGGUGCACAAACCUCGAGAUUCCCUAUUCACAUGGAGCUCAGAAUUUGCAGAUUUCACUGGUUUGGUCAAUUGGGGCUUCCUCAUGCUCACUAUAGGAGGUGUCCGUCUGUUUCUUGAAAACUUGCUAAAAUAUGGUUUCCGUGUUAAUCCUAUAGAGUGGAUCAUAGUAUUGACUGGAUACAAUGAGGGUGAUAAUCGUCACUACCCCUCAGUUGUACUGUUGAUCUUUUCUGUGGUUCCUGCUGUCGUCAGUCUUCUAAUUGAAAAGGGUAUUGCAGUGGGCAUACUUUCAGAAAACAUUGGCCAGACCUUGCAAAUGUCAAACAUACUAUUUGUUAUUACUCUGCCUGUUGCUGUUCUGCAUUUCAAAGGAACAGAAUUCAGUUUUGUUGGUGCAACAACAGUGUGCUUCAUAUAUCUAAUUCUGUUUCUGAAGCUUUGGAGCUAUGCCCAGACUAAUCACUGGUGUCGUAAUGGAGCCAAAGGAAAAAAAUCCAAUAAUAAAUUACGAAGACAGAGUCUAUCAGCACCCAACUGGAAUAAAUUAAAUAGCGCUGAACACGAGCAAACUGAAGAGGAGAAAAGUGACAAUGCUGCGGCGGCGGGCCUGGUGAAGUACCCCGACAACCUCAAGCUCAGGGAUCUGUUCUACUUCCUGCUGGCCCCUACUCUAUGUUACGAACUGAACUUCCCCCGCACUGCACGUAUCAGGAAGCGGUUCCUGUUGAAGAGACUGGUGGAGGUGGUGUUCGGGGUCAACCUCAUAAUGGCGCUGUUCCAGCAAUGGAUGAUCCCGUCUGUAACCAACUCUGUGGAUCCCUUCUCCCGGAUGGAGCCCAUUAAGAUUACCGAGAGAUUGCUUAAACUUGCAGUGCCUAACCACUUAAUAUGGCUGUGCUUCUUCUACCUUACGUUCCACUCAUUCCUGAACCUGAUGGGGGAGCUGCUGCAGUUUGCAGACCGCAAGUUCUACGGGGACUGGUGGAACGCGAACAACAUAUCUGUAUUUUGGAGCAGUUGGAAUUUGCCCGUGCACAUGUGGGCCGUCCGCCAUGUCUACAUCCCUAUUACUGUGAAGGGCUACAGCAAAUUCGUCGCUGGUUUGGUCGUCUUCGCUAUAUCGGCGUUGUUUCACGAGUAUUUGGUGAGCGUGCCGCUGCAGAUGUUCCGCAUCUGGGCGUUCCUGGGCAUGAUGGCGCAGCCGCCGCUGGGCGUGCUGUCGCGCGCGGCGCAGCGUCGCCUCGGCGCGCGCUGGGGCAACCUCAUCGUGUGGAGCGCGCUCAUCCUCGGCCAGCCGCUCGCCCUCAUGAUGUACUACCACGACUACGCGCUCGCGCAUCUCGCGCCCGCACCCUGAUGCCUACAUCACAUCUUUAGUAUGAUUCAUGAAAUAUAAUUAUAUAAGCAUUUGUGUUGCUAUAAACAUAUAUGGAAACCGACAACUUCACGUGCACAGAUUUACAGGUUUUUUUAUAAUAUUUUAUUGAAGCUGAAAAUUAUACCCUCGGAACAAUCUGAGUUGACAUUUUGUAGAACUGAUUUAUUUCUGAUUCUAUGAAGCUAACACGAAUUUUUGCGAGUAUCCCUAUCAAUAAAAUGUAUAUGGAUAUGCAGAUUACAGCGUCUUUAUCUCGUAAAAGAAACAUUUUCCAUAUAAAUUUUGACUUUAUUGAUACGAUUGCGUUUUUGCAAACAUUCGUGUUAGUCCCACAGGCAUGAGAUUGUAAAUUAAAUGUACCGGCACAACAAAUUUUUAAUGCGAUGUCUUGAGGACAAAUAUAGUGAUAUAUUACCUUAUUUCUAAUAAUCAUUAGUUAUGUUCAGAUUUAACAGUUAUAAACUGAAAGCUGGCUUUAUUUUUAUUAUUUACAUAGUAGAAAUAUACCACGGCCAGUUCUUGUGGCUCAUUCAAUGUUUUUUUACACUUGUUGAUAAUUCACUAUUUAAUCCUCUUUAAUGAGAUUUAAGAGGCUACAAAUUUAUUUACCCCCUUUUAAAAUAGCUGUAUUCCAGAAUAAAUUUGACUAGUCUAUAUUUACCGAAGUACAAUUUAAAAAAAAUGUAAUAAACGUGCCAAAAAUAGGUUUUAAGUAUUAAACUUACUAUUUUUCGUAUUAAAAAUUAUUUCAAAACAUUCUUUCUCUAGUAUGGCAGUAGGUGAUGGGUUCCGAACAAUUUAUAAUGCAUUUUUAUUUUUGGUAUAUUAAUAUAACAGGGUUAUUUAUUUUUCUAAUAAAAUUUGUCAAUUAUAUUAACAUGUUAUUUAAUAUUUAUUUAAGACUGAAUGUGCCUUUAUGAUUGUUAUUGUGAUAUUUUAUACAUAUUACGAGCGUUGAAUUGAAUGAAUACCAUGUUAUGUCAAUGUUGUUAAAAUAAUCAGAAUUAAUAAUGUAAGAAAUAAUAGUAUAAACAUUCUUUUAUAUCUAGACAUUAAGAAAAAUGCCGGCAAAUUAUACGCAAAAUAAUUUUUUAGAUUAAUGUUAUAACAAAUUUUAUUAAAAAUCACAAUUUUUUAUUUUUGUACUUCUUCAAUACAAAUAAAUGAUAUUUUUUUAUAUUGUUUGUAUAUAUUGUUAUAUAUACAUACACGUUAGUAUUAUUCAUAUUUUAUAUAAUUCAAAAGAACUGGAAUAUUUA